UUCUGGGUCUCUGAUCUCUAGCUUGUUUACUCUCAAUUAAUGAUUAUUAUGAAUAUUCAAAUUUCUUAAUUUUACUCUAUCUGUACUACCUAGAUGUGCCAAUCCAUGUACUGUUCCCCUGUUAUACAUUACUCAAUGUCUAAUAUCGGACUCAGUAUAAAUGUCUGGCUAGGCUCUCGCCUACCCUAAUUCACAUAUCCAAAGUGUAUUUUUGGGCUGCCAUUUAAAGCUAAUUUUCCUACCUGUCCUAUCCUGGGACAGUGUAACUGACUUACCUUCGGGUCGGCUAGGGUUAACUAUGCCCGUGCUACCGCCCCGCGAGAUCAGCGGGACGGAUGACGCGCUCUCCAUUGUUUUGGCGCUGGCAUGGAGACGGCGUCGUUAGCCGGGCCACGCCCACCUUAGACCGGAAGCGGAUAAGUCGUCAGACGCCGCUCUUCUCUGACAUGUGUGUGAGUAGCCGGCACGGAAGCUAGGCUCCCCGCCACUGCGGGUUAUACACACAUCGUCAGGUUUUAUCCCAGAUAGACGCCAUAACCGUUGCGUCCGGGUCCUGUCAUUUAUAUGCUGUAAAUGAGUAUUGUGCAUCACAUCCAGCACGCUCUUUGUUGGGGUCGCUAUUGUAUCGAGCUACCCCGAUAUUAAUUCUCAUAUACAAUAACUGUAUUGUUCUACGCCAGUUAGCCCCUGAUGAGGUCACAUGUAACCAUGUGCUGAAACGCGUUGGGCAUAGCUAGCAACUAUAUCUAUAUUAUCUAUCAGCAGCAUACAAUUUACAUUGGGCUACUGCAUUUGUGGGACAAUCCCUUUACAUGCAAUUUUAACAGCCUUGUUAGUGUCUAUCCUUAGGUCACAGGGCUGACACCUGCCUUGUCACCUAUUCGUACAUCACUUUGUUUAAAUCAGUGUGUUUUAGACGACUUAUUAAAAGCUAUGUUUUAUUAGCACCUAUACAGUUUUCUCUCCCCCCCUCUUAUCUACUUGUUUAUUUUUGGGAGUUGUCUAUACUAGGCAGUGGACACCACUAUCUGUCCACAAUACUAUUUUCUUGAUUUAUUCACUCUAUUGGCUAUGGCUAGCCUGGUAACAGGUACACCCAAUUUGGACGAUUGGAUUAGUGAGGCACGUGACGUCUUUUCAGACAAAACACUAGUACAAUCUAGGUAUACACCGUCCCUCAAAGCAGCUUUCCGAGAAUUGACACAGUGUCAUAAAUCAUACAUCACGAGUUUUUGGGAGGUUCAAAGUUUUGAGUCUUACAUAAAGAACAAAAUAGUGCCUCGCGGACUGCGGAUAGCUAUCUUACCAUCGUUAAGACUCCGCACACCGGAGGUACUAAAAAAGUGGGAGGAGGAGGCCACCAUUUGCUCAGUAAAAUUCCUUGAAAUCCUGCUCGAGGAAGAAAAAAGAAACCUGGAGGUCUCUGGUAUAAAACUUAGAGAACAACAAGACAUUACCGCUAAAUUUAAAGGUGACCCUGAAUUUCCAACAAAAGAAACCCAACUAAAAAAUACCAUUGAAAGAUUUUGCUACCAUCUGAAAGAACGCAAACACAUACAGUUUACCAGAGACCUCCAGGAUUUUCGGGAUAACCGUGCAUAUACGGUACUGGAUAAAAGUUAUCAACAAAGGGAAACUGAGACAGAGGCUUCCUCCUCAGAGACAGACGCCUCUGACCGAGAAAAAAACAAAAGUGACAAAGGAAGGGGAAGGGGUAGAUCAUAUCGAUAUAGAGGAAAAAAUAGAUCUAGGGCCCCAGCAAGAAAUCAACAAUAUAAUCAACAAUGUGGAACUGUGCAAGCUGGACCCUCUAUACCCUCUUCUCCCUCAGUAUCACAUUCUUUUUUAGGGGAGAAUCCCUACCUCCUCAGAUCGACAGCAGGACGAGGCAAACAAUAGAUAAUGUACCCCAAAAUAAAAAGACUCCACAGAUAUUGAAUUUAUCUGACCAGAUCCUCCCUGAUACCCAGUUGGCUGUUCUGACUAGAGGUUUGUCAUUUGUGCCCACUGUAAAUUUUGACGCCUUUACAUGGACGAAAGAUAUUAGCCUCUUUACACGUAAGCUCAGUUGGCACAAGUUUCAUCUAGAUAUGGAACGUAAUAACUGUCAGGCUCUGGGUAUCUCAGUAGAGGAUUUGGCUACAGUGAGGGAUCUCACUGAGCUCCUGGAAACGGGCGAAAGGGACCGAGGAACUGGACCUUUCACAGACCUUAGAUUAAAAAGUAAAAAACAACCACCCACUAGUGAAAUUUCCUGUAUUGAAGUGUUUAAGGAGCUGGUUGCCCGAGACCUUAAAAACCUCAUCAAGUUGGAUAGCCCAGUUAGAAACAACUUAUCAUUUGAUGAAAGAAGAGCUAUGAGGGAAUUGAUAGAGAACAAUAACAUAGUGAUAAAGCCCUCGGACAAGGGGGGGAAUACGGUCAUUCUGGGUAGGGACCAGUAUAAAGAUAUGUGUUAUAAAAUCUUGAGGGAUAGAGAGUCCUAUGAGAUCCUCUCUGGUGACCCCACACAGACAUACAAACAGGAACUCACACUUAUUCUAGAGAAUGCUAGAUCUGAAAAGUUAAUCAGUGAUAAAGAAUUUGAAUUUUUGACUCCAGUUGCCCCAAUCACCCCCACGUUCUAUGCGUUACCUAAAAUUCACAAAGGGGUCACACCCCUUAAGGGUCGUCCUAUCGUCUCAGGAAUAGGCAGCAUAUCACAGAACGUGGGAGUGUAUGUGGAUAGAGUCCUUAGACACUUUGUCAUGUCUUUGCCAUCGUUUACACGUGACACAACGGACCUUUUAUCUAAACUUGAUGGUUUAGUGGUAGAGGAGAAUACCCUUUUAGGUGGAAUCGAUGUGGAAGCAUUAUAUUCCUCAAUUCCGCACGAUCAAGGCCUCAAAGCUCUAUCCUAUUAUCUGUCUUCUAGGGGCACAUACAUGCAGAGUCACAAUGCCUUCGUUUUGAAAUUGAUGGAAUAUAUCCUUGUCCACAAUUACUUUCUCUUCGACGGACGCCAUUAUCAUCAACUAAAAGGGACUGCCAUGGGCAGUCCCUGUGCGCCAACCUACGCUAACAUCUUUUUAGGUUGGUGGGAGGCCACAAUGGCGUUCGUCGGAGACAGAGAAAAAUAUCUGGACCUUGUCCCAUUCUGGACAAGGUAUAUAGAUGAUGUUCUUGUAUUGUGGACGGGCACAGCUUGUGAAUUUAAACAAUUCAUAGAAUCCAUUAAUCAAAACGAUUUGGGCCUUACUUUUACUUUCACUCUGGACCCAUCCUCCCUUGAUUUCUUGGAUGUGACCAUUGUGAAGGAUGCACUAGGUGGGCUUAUUACUAGGGUCUUUCGGAAAGCCACUGCUACUAAUAGCCUCCUGAGGUGGGAGAGUUGUCACCCGGGACCCCUUAAGAGGGGUAUCCCGAAGGGACAAUAUCUCCGCCUCAGGAGGAACUGUACACAAGAGAGGGAGUUUUUGAGACAGGCUGGGGAUCUGAGAUCCAGAUUCAGAGACAGGGGUUACCCGGACCGGGUUCUUAUUCCAGCUUUUAAACACGCAAAAGCUACCCCUAGACAACAAUUAUUGGUACUCAAGAAGCACCCGGAGACGGCACCUUUAUGUAGGGUGAUUGGUACCUUUGACAACAUGUCAGGCCCCAUACGUGAGAUAUUACAACGACAUUGGGGCAUAUUACAGAUGGAUAAAGAUCUCAGGACUUUUGUCGGAGAUUACCCACAAAUCACAUACAGAAAAGGGAAAAGUAUAGGGGACAUGGUCACGCAUAGUCAUCUUGCCCCUCUUCCCCCCCCUAGCACCUGGCUAGACAGAAGUAACAUCACAGGAUCUCACAAAUGUGGUCAUUGCCGGGCAUGUCCCUUUAUGAAAAAAACAGAAAGUGUUACCAUCACAAUUUCUAACAAACUAUUUAAGAUCAAAGAUUUCAUCAAUUGUAGUACCAGGGCAGUGGUCUAUGUCGCUGUAUGCUCGUGCGCCCUGAUGUACGUAGGUAAGACCAUCAGAGAAUUACGUCGUAGGGUGCUUGAGCACAUAGGUGACAUCAGAAACAAGAGAGACACUGCCCUGGCUAGGCAUGUGAAUGAGAUACAUGGUGGGGACACUAAGGGCAUGACUUUCUUUGGAAUUGAAAAGAUGAAUCCAUCUUCUCGAGGUGGGGAUCUAGACAAGCUUCUUCUACAGCGUGAAGCACGUUGGAUCUUUAAUCUAGAAACUGUCACGCCCAAAGGACUGAAUGAGCUGCUCUGCUAUGGGAGUUUUCUCUAG
Messenger RNA from Hyla sarda, 4262 nucleotides. RefSeq lists its product as uncharacterized. NCBI's taxonomy places the organism in Eukaryota, Metazoa, Chordata, Amphibia, Anura, Hylidae. The transcript has 2 exons. The record is from RefSeq and is a predicted model, not a curated record. The coding region runs from base 1785 to 4262 and encodes 825 amino acids.